Colletotrichum higginsianum IMI 349063 is the source of this 1752-nucleotide messenger RNA. RefSeq names its product VerA protein. The transcript is spliced from 3 exons. The record is from RefSeq and is a predicted model, not a curated record. Lineage: Eukaryota; Fungi; Ascomycota; Sordariomycetes; Glomerellales; Glomerellaceae. The coding region runs from base 1 to 1752 and encodes 583 amino acids. Gene Ontology annotation, molecular function: oxidoreductase activity, acting on paired donors, with incorporation or reduction of molecular oxygen; monooxygenase activity; iron ion binding.
AUGGGCUAUAUGAUGACGACAGCGUGGAUGCCGGCGGCAAUCCUGCCGCUGGUUCUCAAGCUUGCUGCCGUGCUGAUAACGGUCGGCGUUCUAAAGGUCGUUUUGAAAGCUUACACAAUCAGAAGAAAAUUCAAGCAGGUAAAAGCGCAAGGCAUUGUAGGUGUGACCCUCUUUACUCUUGGAGUAUGUGUAGCUAAUCUUGACAAACAGCCUAUGCUGCCUCAUUCCUGGAUAACGGGCCAUCUACCCAUCAUGUUUGAGUUUCGCAAGGAGUAUCCGGGAGACAUCAACAUCGGGAACUUCCACCCAUGGAUCAUCAACAACUACCAGAGGUACUUCCCAGACAUGGACCACUGCCCACCAGUCAUCUAUCUCGACCUAUGGCCUGUGUUGAAGGCCCCCAUAGUGGCUGCUUACAAGAACACCGUCGCGGCGCAGUUCACCCAGACAAAGAACCUCGAUAAGCAUCAAAUCUCCCUUGAUUUCAUGAACCCUUUGACCAAGGGCAAGGAUAUUGCUACACUUCAAGGCGACGAGUGGAAGAAAUGGCGAGGCUGGUUUAACCCGGGCUUCAGCGCGAGAAAUGUUUCCACCAUGGUCCCCGAGCUCAUCGAAGAGAUCAAAGUCUUUGCCGAGAACUUGCGGCAAAGGGCGGGCCAAAAUGGGUCGUGGGGUCCCAUGUUCCAAUUCCGCAACAUGACAACCGCGCUGACAUUCGACAUUAUCGUACGUGCCGUUUUGGACGAGCGACUUCAUGAGCAGACUAACCCAACCGGGGGCCCGCUGAGAGUGGCACUAGCAGAUCAACUGAGACUGAUGGGCAUACGGCAAGCGUUCAGCUUCGGCUAUCUGUUCCCGUGGCAGAACAAGGCCGUGGAUCACAACAAUCGAAUUGUACACAACCAACUUGCCCCUAAUGUUGUGCGCUCCCUCGAGUCCGGCCUCAAGCCAUCAAAGAAGAAGACGGUGCUCAACCUAGCCCUUAUUCACCUCGCCGAGGAGGCUGGUGGGCGCCCCAUUGACCCAACCACGGACCCGGACAUGAUGGAGACCAUCCUGGGUAACUUGAAGACUUUCCUGGUCGCCGGGCAUGAGACUACGGCGAGCGCCCUGUGCUUCAUGUUCAAGGUCCUACAGGACAACCCGGACUGCAUGGCCAGGGUCCGCGCCGAGCACGACGAGGUCCUGGGCCCUGACCCCGACCAAGCAGCCGACGUUCUCAGCGGCUCACCGCAGUUGCUGAACUCUCUACGGUACACGCACGCGGUCAUCAAGGAGACGAUGCGCAUAUACCAGCUCGCUUCCACCAUGCGAGGUGGCGAAGCCGGUUUCUACCUGAGUGACCCAGAGACAGGCAUGCAGUAUCCCACCGAGGGCUUCCUGGUGUGGGACGGCGGGCCGGGAAUGCAGCACGAUCCGUCUCUGUGGCCGCACGUCGAAAGUUUCAUACCGGACCGAUGGCUCGCGCCAGCCGAAGAUCCGCUUCACCCGGUCAAGGACGCCUGGCGAGCCUUCGCCAGGGGCCCUCGGGACUGCAUCGGGCAGGAGGUCGCGCUGGUGGAGAUCAAGUUGGUCGCCGCUUUGAUCAUGCGCAAGUUUGAUGUUGAAGAGGCCUGGGACGAGUGGGAUGCUGUUCAGAGUACCAAGGGCCGGAAGGACAUUGUUAGAGGUCAGCGAUUAUACGUGGCAGGGGAUGGGAUUGGGCAUCCCAAGGACGGCAUGCCGGUCCAUGUUCGUCUUCGUCAGAAAUGA